AUGGCUUCGCUGCUGGACAUCGGGCUGGACGACUUUGGUCGGAUGUCAGACAUCGAUGCGACCGGUUUGUUUGGGGCGGCUUUUCCAUCAGAGCUGUCACACCUGAAGAAUGCAAGUCCUACUGUGGAGACUACCACAGAGACUCCGAAGGGUCGUUUGGGGGAGGGUGAAAAUGAAACACCCUCGACGGUCCUCUAUGGAGAGAACUUUGCGGAAGUUAACCGUACACUUGUCAGUAUGCUAGCGGUCAAAUGGCUCCUCUCAGACGACUAUUUGACCUUCACCGCUGGCCAAAAAGACGACUUCAAACUCACACAGAGCUCGUUUUGUCAGCUGCGAGACUUCUAUAUCCAUCGCCUGCCCACGGCGGACGACCUCCAUACGCUGUUGAUUGCUAUGGUGGUUGAUGACAUAGGGAAGGAUGCCCAUCUCGCUGAGGAAAUGAAACAACAAACCGGUGACUCAGCCGGUGCAGACCACUCACAACUGGUGUUCGAGGCAGCCCAAAUGAGCCUUGUUCCUGCGCUCAAGAUGGUCCCAACCAGUCUACAGAAUGAUAUUCUCUGCUGCCUUCAGAUUGGAUCAACGCUGAAUAUCUCUCAGGUUGUACAGGGCGAGUGUCCUCCUGCCAGCCUAAGUAUCCUACAGCACCUCGGUCAAGGACGAGGAUUUAGUCUGCGAGCCAUGGUGACCUUCCUUGAUGUUGCUGGCGCAGGAGGUCACGCAGAUACUCGCGGUUGCAUUGUGAUGACCGAACCGGUGUUUCAAGGGUAUAUCGUGGCAAUGGAAGCUUUAGAUGAUUUUGCCAAUGGCCGGAUACUCUCUCCGCGCGCAUGCUACGAUCGCAUCCUUGAAACGAGAGCGAAAGACCUUAAUCGGCAAGGCUUUAGUCUCCCAUCACUAGCGGAUGAGGUGCGAGCGCUCCUUCGGCUGCUUUGCAUGGGGCGUGUUACCACCAAAGAACAGGCCGAACAAUUCAAGCGGGCGUUCAGCCAGCUGUCACCAUCAAUCAAGCAGGAUUUAGUGAGCGGACUCAAUGUGGAUGGCACAGACGAUGGAGUUGCGAUCAUUCCGUACUACGCCCCAGGACUCCUGAUCAGUGCACUCAAAAACACCGCGGAUAAGACUGAUCACGCCAUGAUUCCAGUGCUAUCUGCAUUCAUGCGAUUUCUAGCAAGGGUUUUUGACGGGUCUAAGCCGCAGCCAGGAACCCCUGGUACUGUUGUCGAGCAUGAUUUGUCAUUCGUGCAGGAGACAAUCAAGAGUAGUGGUUUUCAGAAUAAUCCUGAGAUCUUGGAUGAGGUUGUUCUCCCGUGGAAAGACCCAGAGCAACACAAAGGAUCUAACUAG
This is a messenger RNA of Penicillium canescens, 1350 nucleotides long. RefSeq lists its product as uncharacterized. The record is from RefSeq and is a predicted model, not a curated record. NCBI's taxonomy places the organism in Eukaryota, Fungi, Ascomycota, Eurotiomycetes, Eurotiales, Aspergillaceae. The coding region runs from base 1 to 1350 and encodes 449 amino acids. The transcript has a single exon.